Mycetomoellerius zeteki is the source of this 833-nucleotide messenger RNA. RefSeq names its product C-type lectin domain-containing protein slf (gene slf). The transcript is spliced from 3 exons. Bases 1 to 630 code for a protein of 209 amino acids. NCBI's taxonomy places the organism in Eukaryota, Metazoa, Arthropoda, Insecta, Hymenoptera, Formicidae. The record is from RefSeq and is a predicted model, not a curated record.
AUGGCAGGAUGGAGUUUACCGACCAAGCCAAUAGUAAUCAAAUAUAGCGUGAUCCUCGUCGAGAAGAGGCCGAAGCAGUUUAACUUCCGAGGGCACAACUAUUUCUACAGCGGGCAUGUACCGGCCCAUGCCAAUCAGAAGGUGGAUUGGUUAGACGCUAGAAAUAUUUGCAGAGAAUACUGCAUGGAUCUCAUUUCGAUAGAAACUCAAGAAGAAAACAAUAUGAUCUUCAGGCUCAUCCAGCAGAACGAUGUUCCUUACAUCUGGACGUCUGGACGUCUCUGCGACUUCAAGGGCUGCGAGAACCGACGCGACCUCGAGCCCAAGUCUUUGUACGGUUGGUUCUGGUCGGCGAAUCGCGAGAAGAUGGCACCCACCAACCAAGCGCCAAACGGUUGGGGCUUCAAUCCGUGGUCGCAGACUGGCCACAAGAAGGUCAGGCAGCCGGAUAAUGCUGAGUAUGACAUCAACGGCACCAACGAAUCCUGCUUGUCCGUCCUGAACAACGUUUACAACGACGGCAUCGCUUGGCACGACGUCGCGUGUUAUCAUGAGAAACCGUUCGUCUGCGAGGACUCUGAGGAGUUGCUCAACUACGUGGCCAGCACCAAUCGCGGUAUUCGCCUCUAAAGCGAUCGCGGUCAGCCGACACCUACGUGGUGAACACGCGAUCGUCCAUCAGCGUCAUAUCAACACUCACUUUCCUUCCGUACUUCCCGUCGCGGAGCCGACGAGACACGUGCCAAAUAUAGGGACGCGGGCGAUUCUUUUCGGACAAUCAUAGAGAAUUUUUUAGAAACGUGUUAGAUGUAACAAAAAGAAAUUUCAUGAUA